CAGUGUGCCAGUAGACAACUGGGAUGCACAGACAGCUGCCAUUUCUCUCUUCUUCCUCUUACGUUUCUCUCCUGCACUGCCUCCCUCACCUCCUCUCAACUUUUCUCUUUCCUUCCGUCUGCUUUUGGCCCUGAGGCGAAUAUAAAGGGCAGGUCCUGUUGGAGAGCGCUUGUGUAAUCUUGGCUGCACAUGACCACUGGAGACUUUCUUUGCCUGCCUCAGCUGCAAAAGCUCACUCGGAGGAGCUCUCGGCGGUCAGAGGACAAACUUGAAAGAAAAAAAAAAAACGAGAAGGAAGAAGUUGGAAUUAAGGUGCAGGACCUCGAUGCGGACCAUGCCGGGCUCUGGGGUGCUGCUGCUGUCCCUGUUGCUGCUGUCUACAGGAAGUGAUGGCAAAAAAAUCAAGAAGCGAGGACUCAACCAGAAGGACUACGAGUACCCCAACCACCCGCAGUCUACACAGCACCAGAAGAAUGAUCGCUGCCCACCACCCCCUCAGAUGCUCCCUGAGAGGGCCUGUGAGGUUCCAGGCUGUCGCUCAGACUCUGAGUGUGAGCGCCACAAGCGCUGCUGCUACAACGGCUGCAUCUAUGCCUGCCUGGAGUCUGUUCAGCCUCCACCAGUCCUUGACUGGCUCGUGCAGCCUAAGCCUCGGUGGCUGGGAGGUAACGGCUGGCUACUAGACGGUCCUGAGGAGAUGCUGCAGGCUGAGGCGUGCAGUACAACAGAGGACGGUGAUGAGCCUCUCCACUGUCCUACAGGCUACGAGUGCCACAUCAUAAACCCAGGAAACCCUGCCACUGGCAUCCCCAACCGGGGACAAUGCAUCAAGCAGCGUGCCAACUCUGAUGGACGGGGGCUGAGGCAUAAAUUUUUCAAGGACUACUUAGGUUCCAGUGCAAACAAUGCAGUAGGCUACGAGAAACAUCACAAGCACCUGGGAUAAACCACAUACAGUGUACCCUUUUAUUUUUUCUUGCUUUCCUACCACACUUUACGUUUUAUGUUCUAAACUUUCAAAUUAAUUUGACAUAAGCUCCACCACUUGCGAUCAUGUUCAAGCUAUUUUUUAAUCACACUUGAGUCAGAAGAGAUCAGAAGCUGCUACCUCCUCUGCUCUCCUCAAACAAUUUGAACCUCAAAUGCGUUAUUGUCUCACAUCCAAAGAAAGAUGGUGCUUUUACCAAUACAUCACCUCUGAGUACAAGAGGAAAGAAGUAGCGAGUGCAUCAAGGCUGCUUGCCAAAUAUCUCAAAAGGACAGGAGAAUAUUCAUAUUUUUUCCAUUAUCCAUGUAUCUUUCAACGUAACAAUAAUCAGCUUCAAACAAUUAAUUGCGUGAAUGGCAUCUUGUCGAAAAAACAUUUGUGAUGAGCAUAACAACUGAUGACAUGAAAUCAUUUGUUGAUUCAUCAUGCCUUAAAGUAUAUGAGGCAAAAUGGAGUGCACUACUUGGCUGCAACCAGCAGAGGUAUGGAAGAAAAUAUGUGCCACCAGGAUUUGAAUUGAAAAUGCCACUGAAAAUGUUAGAUCAUAAAAUUCACAUUGUUAUUUUAAAGUGAUCACAUGUUCAGUAGCUGUAUUUCAGUUUAACUUUUCAAUGUUAACAAAUUGACCAUAUAAAAAAAAAUCAACCUUUGAAAUUCAAACGCAAUACUUCAGUUUCCUGAGAUUAAACUGGCUAUAAUUUGCUGUCUGAAAUUCACCGUCUAAAUUCAGCGUUAAGAAGGCAGGGUUACUUCAGGUUAGAACCCAACACCCAGCCAAUCCAGUUACGGUUUCUUAGUCACGUGACGUCACAUACUAAGAAAUAAUUCAUCCAUAAUUCCUCAAAAAAAUUGGAUCAAAUGUCCAUCUCUAUUUAGAAAUCCUCUUCUCCACCUUCCAGUCCCAGAGUCACUUUAUUAGUCAGCAUGUUGGCCGAAUCACAGCAAAACUACAUAGUUCUACCUUGAAUACCCAAACUCACCAAUUGGAUGGUUUCGAUUUGUAAGUGAUAAACAGCAAUAUAUAAUAUAAUAUUGUUUGUGAGAGUCCAUCUGCCUUGCAAGGUUAAAGUUUUAAGGCUGGUCAGUUAGCAAAAAAAAAAAAAAAAUACCAUCUGGUUUCAAAACAUUUUCUUCCACGCCGAAGGCCAAAUUUCCUGCCCUGAAACCUGGAAUGUUCUAUUGACAAACUGAACAUUUCCACAUGUGAUAGUUAAAGCUUUAGAUCUUUGUAAAUGACAGUGACUGAAUAUAAUACAACACAUUACGAAUCACAAAUGAAAAGAAAAAUAACAGUAUGUGGACUUGAAUUGCUUAACCAGUGUAACGUUACCUAUCAACUGGCCUGAAAACAGACAAAUGUGAUGGUGCUUCAUUGAUGCUGCUCAGGUUCUUUCUGCCUAUAAUAAUUAACAGCAGAAUAAGCUGGUUUCCAAUACAAAUGCACAAAACAAGAUGAAUGUGUUGAACAAAAGCCGUAACAACCAUGAACUCUGUGGUGCUGCCUUGUUUUACCGAAUAAAACACAACGGGAAAUAAAAAAAAAAAAAACA
Messenger RNA from Syngnathoides biaculeatus (alligator pipefish), 2538 nucleotides. RefSeq names its product WAP four-disulfide core domain 1 (gene wfdc1). The transcript has 6 exons. The record is from RefSeq and is a predicted model, not a curated record. NCBI's taxonomy places the organism in Eukaryota, Metazoa, Chordata, Actinopteri, Syngnathiformes, Syngnathidae. Gene Ontology annotation, molecular function: peptidase inhibitor activity. Gene Ontology annotation, cellular component: extracellular region. Gene Ontology annotation, biological process: regulation of cell growth. Bases 326 to 946 code for a protein of 206 amino acids.